Trematosphaeria pertusa is the source of this 2103-nucleotide messenger RNA. Its product is annotated as vacuolar amino acid transporter-like protein 6. The coding region runs from base 114 to 1895 and encodes 593 amino acids. The record is from RefSeq and is a predicted model, not a curated record. The transcript is spliced from 5 exons. Lineage: Eukaryota; Fungi; Ascomycota; Dothideomycetes; Pleosporales; Trematosphaeriaceae. Gene Ontology annotation, molecular function: L-lysine transmembrane transporter activity; L-arginine transmembrane transporter activity; L-tyrosine transmembrane transporter activity. Gene Ontology annotation, cellular component: fungal-type vacuole membrane. Gene Ontology annotation, biological process: amino acid transmembrane transport.
UCUUCGGCUUCUCCUCAGCGGGCUUGUGUAUCCCGCCCAGAACGUACUCCAGGCGGUCCAGCCUCGACUCCAGCAAGGCAAAGGUGAACAGUACGGCCUCCUCGUAUUCGUCCAUGGCGCGGUCAGAAGAUGUGUUGUGUUAUGCCGUGACUUGCCCACCAGACGCGGGCGCGUGCCUGCAAUCUCUAGCGCGGCUCUUCGGCUUCGGCACGGGCUUGGCGAUGCUAUCUGCCAACGUCAGCGCUCGACCUCAGCAGUCUUCACCUGCCGCUGUUCUGCAUCUUCGCCUGCUACUGAGCGUAUUGCUCUCCCUAUUCACCGAUCGCACCGUAUCGAACGCUCCGCUUCCUGACGCAUGGUUGCGCGAUUACCAGGACCCCGUAGUUCUUCCCGACAGCAUGGCUGGCUAUUCCGCCAUCGGGCCUGAGCCGAAUGAUACCGAUCCCAUGUCCUCGAGUACCGGUUCGCUGAGAGGGAGGAGGCGCGGCAGAGGCAAAAAGGACGUGGGAUUUUUAGGCCAGGCAUCCUGGAUAUCGAGCGUUAUCAACUUGGUCAAUACCAUCCUUGGCGCGGGCUUGCUCGCCAUGCCCUCUGCGCUCUCAAAGAUGGGCAUCUUCCUCGGCAUCUUCGUGAUCGCGUGGGCCGGCAUCACCUCUGGCUUCGGCCUCUACCUCCAGACCCGAUGUGCAAAAUAUGUCGAUCGCGGGCACGUAUCCUUCAAUGCGCUAUCGCAACUUACGUACCCGAACCUGUCCAUCAUCUUCGACGCCGCCAUCGCGAUCAAGUGCUUCGGUGUAGCCGUGAGCUACCUGAUCAUCAUCGGGGAUCUGAUGCCUGGAGUUGUCCGCGGGUUUGCGCCUGGAAUCGACAUCUCAUUCCUGCUUGACCGGCAGUUCUGGAUUACUGCCUUCAUGCUUAUCGUUAUCCCUCUGUCGUUUCUUCGACGUUUGGAUUCUCUAAAGUACACGAGCGUCAUUGCUCUGUGCUCUAUUGCGUAUCUCGUUAUUCUCGUCGUAGCCCACUACAUCAAGGGCGACACUCUCGCUGACCGCGGAGACGUCCGAGUCUUCCAAUGGGCUGGCCCUGUUCCGGUCCUGGCUGCUUUCCCCGUCAUUGUAUUCGCAUACACAUGCCAUCAGAACAUGUUCUCCAUCCUCAACGAAAUCGCCGACAACUCGCACUUCCGCACCACCUCCGUAAUCUUCGCCUCCAUCGGCGGAGCCUGCGCCCUCUAUAUUCUCACCGGCAUCACCGGCUACCUCUCCUACGGCGACAACAUCAAAGGCAACAUCGUCUCCAUGUACCCCACGGCCGCAGCCUCCACCAUCGGGCGCCUCGCCAUCGUCAUCCUCGUCAUGUUUUCCUACCCCUUACAAAUCCACCCCUGCCGCGCGAGCAUCGAUGCAUGCCUGAAAUGGCGACCCCGCCGCAAGACGCAGACCGAAGCUAGUCCGUCGAGGAAUACCUUGCUGACCAAUUCGCCUAAGCAGAGUGUAAAGACUGAAAUGGGGGAUGUGCGCUUCGCAAUCAUCUCCACCAUCCUCAUCGUCCUCUCCUUCAUAACCGCUAUGACUGUCUCGUCGCUGGAGAAAGUCCUCGCGUACGUCGGCUCCACGGGCUCCACUACCAUCUCAUUCAUCCUGCCCGGCCUUUUCUACUACAAGAUCUCCGACCCAGAUUCCGCGCACCACCAGCGGCUUGUUAAAGAUGAGGACGACGAGGAUGAGUUUGACAGCGCAGAUGCGGAGGGCUAUGUCAUGAGCGACGCGCACAAGAAUCGGAAUUGGAGGAGGGGAUUAUUGCGGACGCUGAGUUUGAGUUUGGCGGUCUAUGGGGUUAUUGUUAUGGUUACUUGUUUGGUUACGAAUACCUUUUUGGUGGCGGCAGCGCAUUAAGAAGCGGGUAUUGUAUCAUCCCUUUGGGUUGUGAUUUCAGGAGCAUAUCGCGGCAUUUACGGGCGUUGUUUUGUAUGUGGCGUUGGCUGGUCUAGAUGGGAGCGUUGGUAGAUACCUCCCUGGGGUUCGCCUUUUUGAUUGAUACUUUGGUUUUGUUACAACAUUUACAUGUCCUAAGCAAAAGGACUAUGAUACUAUUCUACAGUUC